AUGAACGCGAGUGAAAUUGAUUGGGAUAUGCACAAAUGGAAAUAUUACAAUAUUUCUAGCAAAACAAAGUCAAUUAUUUCUAGCGAAAACAUUUCUAGCGAAAUUUCGCAUGGCGGGUAUUUACACCACAGCGGGAACCUAGUACGGGCUUAUAAUCUGUACUUCCUCAUUGUGUCCGCAAUACUUAUUUUGCCAACUGUGAUAGGGAACUUACUCAUUCUUAUAUCUCUUGUGCGAUUUAGUCGGUUACGGCGAGUGAAGGCAUACAUCCUGGUGGGUAACUUAGCUCUGGCAGACUUACUGGUCGGAUUAAUCGCUCUGCCAAUGGACCUUUUAAGCCUCAGUUCAGCUAGGUUCUCCCAGUCGGUUGAGUUCUGCUACUGGCACGUGUGUUUCAUGUUCACAUAUGUAGGGAUGUCCGUCGUCAACCUUUUUGUGUUAUCCCUGGAGCGUUUCCAUGCCAUCGUGUACCCGUUUCAGCACGGUAAGAGGUUUACCAAACACCGGCUGUACAUUCUCAUGGCUUGCACCUGGUUAUCUAUGGGUCUGUUCGGAUUUUCUCCACUCUAUACCACGUUACCAGAAGUGGAAGAAAAUUCCUUUGACUGUAGAACAAAUGAAAUCCUUCCAUCUGGCUUCACAAUUACAUUUAACGCAAUAAUGCUGACAGCGCUAGUUGGAAGUACAGUAUUUUUCGUUAUAGUAGUGCGAAUAGCAAGGCACACGAUCACGCGUUUUAAAACCGUGGAGUCAAGUACAGACCAUCAAAGAAUCCGGCGCGAGAUUCGCCAUACACGCAACAUGGUGAUCAUCUCAGGACUGUUCAUCAUUUUCUGGGGCCCGUACUGUAUCAUCUCGUUCAUCCCGGGAGGCCCGCACAACCACAGGCUGAUGCUUGCCAAGAGUUGGAUCUCCAGCCUCGGUGUGAUCAACUGCUGUAUCAACUGGCUUGUGUACGGAGUCCGCAGCGCCACCUUCCGGGCCGCCUUCCUCAGCAUCCUCUCGUGUAAAUGUACCCGGAAACACUUCAACCUGCCCUUCUCCACAACAUGA
Molecule: messenger RNA, 1053 nt
Organism: Mya arenaria
Lineage: Eukaryota; Metazoa; Mollusca; Bivalvia; Myida; Myidae
Product: trace amine-associated receptor 13c-like
Exons: 1
Coding region: 1-1053 (350 amino acids)
Biological process (GO): G protein-coupled receptor signaling pathway
Cellular component (GO): membrane
Molecular function (GO): G protein-coupled receptor activity
Source: RefSeq, a predicted model, not a curated record